CAGAGCAAGUCGUUUUACAUCUAUUACACUAUUUUUCUUUUGUUUCUUGGCUCCGGUGAGGCGUCUCGGCACAUUCACGAUGUGAAUGUUCCGAGCCACCCCCCCGCGUUCGCGAGCGCGCAUUUUUUUCUUUCAUAUUCAUUCCCAGCAAGUUGCUUUACACCUAUUACAGUAAUUUUUUUUUCAUUUUUGAGCUCGGGUCAAACGCUUUAGUUUGACCAUAAAUGAAUGGUUAGAGCAAAAAUAGAUUUAAUCACUGUAAAUAUUCGAAAGGUAAAAGACAAAUUUCAAUAUCGUCAUCCGAAAAUGUCUGCAGCAGAAACGGAAGUGUCAAGUGUCAUGUGACAAAACUACAUCUUUUGCUCUCCAGCAAAAUAAGAUGAAAUAAACAAGAGGAGAGACCACUAAGUGGAUCCCUUGUAUGCUAAAAAUAGAUGUCAAACCGUCCUAUCACGAAAUCUGUGUUCCCAAAUUAGCAUGCGCACUAAACUGGCUUCCAUUUCUAUCAUUCACUUCAAAAUUUUUGUCUGCUUAGUGAAUUCCCUUUAAUCAAUAAUCAUGAACAUUUAUUAAACAUUCCUCGUCUAUCACUGUUAUAAUACAUUUUUCAACGAUUCUACACAGUUAUAGGGCAAACAUUCGCCUAUAGUACAUUUCAUAACUACCACACACACAGUUAUAACAACACUAUCCUUUAUAAAACAUUUCUAAUAACAGAUGAUAUUGGACUAACAGAAGAUGCACCUUCAAAACAUACCAUCAUUUAAAGACUGAAUGUAAAUGUUAUAUGGAAGAGACAGCCAGCACUGUUUCUAUGAACUCAUUGUAAAAUUCCAAUGACAUAUUUGCUCUGAACUGAGAUUAUUAGCAAACUUUCUGCCGUAGUCUGGAGUGUAUACAAAGUGAGUUUGUGUGAUAAUUAAACUUGGAUAAAAUAUUGCAAAAACUUAAAUUGAUUUUUUCUUGAAGACAUGCCUAAAGAUACAGGAAAACAAUCAUGUGACUUUAAUAUCUGUGAAAAGUCAUUCUCCCAGAAUGGUAACCGAUUUAAACAUAAGCAUAUUCAUACAGGGAAGAAACAAUAUUGUUGUGAUAUCUGUGGGAAAUCAUUCUCUGUACAUUGUCACUUAACAUCCCACCAACGUGUACAUACAGGAGAGAAGCCAUAUGGAUGUGAUAUCUGUGGCAAAUCAUUCUCUCAGAAUGGACACCUAACUAAACACAAACGUACUCAUACAGGAGAGAAACCAUAUCAUUGUGAUAUCUGUGGUAAAUCAUUCUGUGAAAGUGAUCAGUUAACUACACACAAACGUAUUCAUACAGGAGAGAAGCCAUAUCACUGUGAUGUUUGUGGUAAGUCUUUCUUUGGAGGGAGUGCUUUAUAUUUUCACAAGCAUAUUCAUACAGGAGAGAAGCCAUAUCAGUGUGAUAUCUGUGGUAAAUCAUUCUCUGUACAUAGUAAAUUAACAUCUCACGAACGUGUUCAUACAGGAGAGAAGCCAUAUCAAUGUGAUAUUUGUGGUAAAUCAUUCUCUCAGAAUGGAAGCUUAACCACACACAAACGUAUUCAUACGGGAGAGAAGCCAUAUCACUGUGAUAUUUGUGGUAAAUCAUUCUCUCAGUUUCAUUACUUAACUUCUCACAAGCGUAUUCAUACUGGAGAAAAGCCAUAUUGCUGUGAUACUUGUGGUAAAUCAUAUUCUAUACGUAGUAGCUUAAUAGCUCACCAACGUAUACAUACAGGAGAGAAGCCAUAUCACUGUGAUGUUUGUGGUAAAUCAUUCUUUAAUUGUAGUGCUUUGAAUUCUCACAAGCGAAUUCAUACAGGAGAGAAGCCAUAUCACUGUGAUAUCUGUGGUAAAUCAUUCUCUCAGACUUCUGCUCUAACUACACACAAACGUAUUCAUACAGGAGAAACACCAUAUCACUGUGAUAUUUGUGAUAAAUCAUUCUCUCAGUUUCAUUACUUAACUUCUCACAAGCGUAUUCAUACUGGAGAAAAGCCAUAUUGCUGUGAUACUUGUGGUAAAUCAUAUUCUAUACGUAGUAGCUUAAUAGCUCACCAGCAUAUACACACUGGAGAGAAACCAUAUCACUGUGGUAUUUGUGGUAAAUCAUUCUCUAAUUGUAGUGCUUUGAAUUCUCACAAGCGAAUUCAUACGGGAGAGAAACCAUAUCAUUGUGAUAUCUGUAAUAAAUCAUUCUCUCAGACUUCUGCUCUAACUACACACAAGCGUAUUCAUACAGGAGAGAAGCCAUAUCAUUGUGGUAUUUGUGGUAAAUCUUUCACACAAAAUACUUUCUUAACUUCUCACAAACGGAUUCAUACAGGUGAGAAGCCAUAUUACUGUAAUAUCUGUGGCAAAUCAUUCUCUGCCGGUGGUGCAUUAACAUCUCACCAACGUAUACAUACAGGAGAGAAGCCAUAUCACUGUGGUAUUUGUGGUAAAUCAUUCUCUGAAAGUAGUGCUUUGAAUUCUCACAAGCGAAUUCAUACAGGAGAGAAGCCGUAUUGCUGUAAUAUCUGUGGUAAAUCAUUCUCUCAAAGUAAUGACUUAACGAAACACAAGCGAAUACAUACAGGAGAGAAGCCAUAUCACUGUAAUAUCUGUGGUAAAUCAUUUACUGGAAGUAGUCACUUAAGGAUACACCACCGUAUUCAUACAGGUGAGAAACCAUAUCAGUGUGACAUUUGUGGUAAAUCUUUCACCAGAAAUACAUCCUUAACUUCUCACAAACGGAUUCAUACACGUGAGAAGCCAUAUCUGUGAUAUCAGUAGUAAAUCAUUCUCUUGAAUUGAAUGCUUAACUGCACACAAGCAUUUACAUACAGGAGAGAGACCAUAUCAGUGCAAUAUCUGUGGUAAAGCAUUCACUGUAAGUUUUAGCUUACAAACACACAAACGUAUUCAGACAGGAGAGAAAACUUAUCACUGUGAUAUCUGUGGUAAAUCAUUUUCUCGACACCAAACUCCACUUGCGAAGACCUAUUGAGGCAAGUGAAAUCGAAAUCGAGUUAAAUUCGACGACUGGCACCCAUGCCAACAUCGUCUCCUACAUUGGACAUGAGACGCAGCUUGCGAAGACUUAUUGGGGCAAGGGAAAGCGAAAUUGUGAUGGCACCUAUGCCCAGCAUCGCCUUUCUGGCACUUGUGCCCGCGGCAUGUGUAAGGACUUUCGAGCGAGAUUGUUGCCAGUGCCCCUGGACUGGCUCUUGUGUGGGUGGCACAUAAAAAACACCAUUUUGAGCAUGGCUGUUGCCAGUACCGCCUGACUGGCCUUCGUGCUGGUGGCACGUAAAAGCACCCACUACACUCUCGGAGUGGUUGGCAUUAGGAAGGGCAUUCAGCUGUAGAAACUCUGCCAAAUCAGAUUGGAGCCUGGUGUAGCCAUCCAGUUCACCAGUCCUCAGUCAAAUCGUCCAACCCAUGCUAGCAUGGAAAGCGGAUGUUAAACGAUGACGAUGAUGAUGAUGAUCAUUCACUUAAUUAGGCGCAAAUUUAGGUCCCACCUCCACCCAUAUCAGCUACCUACAUCUUAUACUAAUUAAGCCAUUCCUCCUUAAUAUAUCCAACUACUAACCUGAAGAUUCUGAGUUCGAUUCCAAGCAGUGACAUGAAUAAUAAUAAUAUCUAAAAAUACCUUAGGUUCGAAAUUUCCCUAAGACAUCUGAUGAAGGCUGGAGGGUACAUCAGCCAAAAUAUUGUGUUAACAACAAACAAGAUGAGGACAAAUAUCCGUCAAAUGUAAAUAAUGUAAAUAAUUCCUCAUCUCUUAAAUAUAGAACUGCUCCAUGUACUAGUUCAAAUAUCCUAUGAAAAUGAAGAACAUUAUUUUCGUAAUUCUUUCGUAGGCACCGACUAACAUUGGAAGUGGAAAUGGCUGUAAGAAUUGUUAUGUCACAGAAAUGUUAUGUCAUGUUUUGUAUUAAUAAAUAAUCUACAGAUGUGGUCCAA
Octopus bimaculoides (California two-spot octopus) is the source of this 3956-nucleotide messenger RNA. RefSeq lists its product as uncharacterized. The record is from RefSeq and is a predicted model, not a curated record. Gene Ontology annotation, biological process: regulation of cytokine production; negative regulation of transcription by RNA polymerase II; regulation of immune system process. Gene Ontology annotation, molecular function: RNA polymerase II cis-regulatory region sequence-specific DNA binding; DNA-binding transcription repressor activity, RNA polymerase II-specific. Lineage: Eukaryota; Metazoa; Mollusca; Cephalopoda; Octopoda; Octopodidae. Gene Ontology annotation, cellular component: nucleoplasm.